AUGUCAAACCUUCAGUAUUACAGCUACGAAGGCGCGGGCCGCACUCUUAGCGACAUGAACCACUACUCCCAAAACGUCAUCAUAGGAGACAUUGUCAAGAUCUCCGGUCAAGGCGGUUGGGAUACUAGCUCGAAGAUUGAUCCCAAUGACCCGAAGGGACAGGUUGACCUCGCGUUUGAUAAUGUCGACAAGGCUUUGCGCGAUGCAGGCUUGCGUGGAUGGGAGGACGUGUAUGCUAUUCGUACAUAUCACUGUCCGAUGCACGAGACAAUGGAUUAUGCGGUGCAGAAGUUGAAGGAGCGUAUUCCAAACCACAGACCUAUUUUGACAGGCAUUGGUGUUGCCGAGCUAGCCUUUCCGGAGAUGAAGAUCGAGAUUGAAGUGGAAGCGUAUCGAGGAGGUCUCUGA
Messenger RNA from Rhizoctonia solani, 408 nucleotides. Its product is annotated as endoribonuclease L-PSP protein. The transcript has a single exon. The coding region runs from base 1 to 408 and encodes 135 amino acids. The record is from RefSeq and is a predicted model, not a curated record. NCBI's taxonomy places the organism in Eukaryota, Fungi, Basidiomycota, Agaricomycetes, Cantharellales, Ceratobasidiaceae.